CCGUCUAUCGCAGGUGCACGAGUGACGGUCCAGCGCAGGAGGUGUCGUACGGAUCAGUAGCUCACACAGCGUCAAGCUAGCUUCUCUUCAGUUCUUAGGGCAUCAACCUUGCUGCAGCUUGCUCGAAAACAUGGCGGGCGCAAUGGACCGUGCCAAGCGUGACGGCAAGCGUGCAGGAGAGAACGACAAGGAGUCCCAGUAUGGCUCUGUCUUUUCCGUUUCGGGUCCCGUCGUCGUCGGAGAGAACAUGGCAGGAGCAGCCAUGUAUGAGCUCGUUCGUGUCGGCCAUGACGAAUUAGUAGGAGAGAUCAUCCGCAUCAACGGCGACAAGGUCACAAUCCAAGUCUACGAGGAAACGUCGGGCAUGCAAAUCGGCGAUCCUGUCCUGCGAACCGGCAAACCGCUCUCUGUCGAGCUGGGACCAGGUCUCUUGAGCAAUAUCUACGAUGGCAUUCAGCGGCCACUGAGGAACAUUGCGGAAAAGUCAGGCUCGAUUUAUAUCCCCCGAGGCAUUAGCACCCAGGCGCUCGAUAGAGAGCAUGAAUGGGAUUUCAAGCCGCUCGACUCGCUCAAAGUGGGCGAUCACAUAUCAGGCGGCGAUAUCUUCGGGUCUGUUUUUGAGAACUCGCUCAUCGAUGACCAUAAGAUCAUGCUAGGCCCUCGAGCAAUGGGCACCAUCACGCACAUCGCGGACAAGGGUAGCUAUACCGUCGAGGACGUCGUGCUCGAAACCGAGUUUGAAGGCAAGAAAACCGAGCACACAAUGAUGCAAAUCUGGCCCGUCAGAGCACCUAGACCGACAGACGAGAAGCUGGAGACCACUAAUCCACUCCUCACUGGUCAACGUGUCCUCGAUACGCUGUUCCCUUGUGUUCAGGGAGGCACAACUGCCAUUCCUGGCGCCUUUGGUUGUGGCAAAACGGUCAUCUCUCAAGCUGUCUCCAAAUUCUCGAACUCUGAUAUCAUUGUCUACGUCGGCUGUUUCGCCAAGGACACUGCGGUGCUCAUGGCCGACGGCACUGAGAAGCCGAUUCAGGACGUCGCCAUUGAGGACGAAGUUAUGGGCAAGGACGGCUGUGGUCGUGUAGUCGUCGGCCUUCCCCGGGGCGUCGAAACGAUGUACGACGUCGCUGCGAUUGGUCAGCAUCACAACCAGGCAGAGAAUGGGCUCCUCAACUUCACUUGCAAUGCCAGUCAUAAGCUCGUUGUCUGCACGCCGCAGCACGUUCGCCUCACAGAUCACAUGCUCGGCCAGAAGAUGCAGACGUCGGUCUCGUACUUCGUCAUGGGUCAGGAGCGCGUCAGCGCAGAUCGCGUCAUUAGCGCAGUGACGCUACGCAUGCGUUCGUGGCAGCACGAGCUUCACGGCGGUCACAGAGCUGCUCGCGUCAAAGCCGAGGCUUUCAAGGCUUCGAUCGACAAGGAUGAGAUCUUCAACUGGACCAUUGAAGCUCAACACGUCGCAGCGCUGAACAUGCAUGUGCGCAAGGCGACGCAGCAGACUAUCAGCCCGGUCUUGCACGAGAACCAUCGCUUUGGCGAUAUCUUGAGUCAGCACGGUCUAGAUCCGCAACUUGACGCCAGAGUCGCAUAUCUGGUCGGUCUUUGGCUGGGCAGCGGCUCCUCGGAUGAACCGGCAUUGACGAUCGCCUCGAAUGAUGCAAAGACCGUUGAGCGUAUCGAUAGCCUCUGCUCAGCACUCGGCCUUGUCGCAUCGGUUAGCGACGAGCAUCAUCGAGCCAAGAUCGCUCGAGUCCAGGAGAAUGUCGCCCACUCUGCUGCAACAGCAGAUGAUCAGAAACUGCACCGUGAUCUGCACAUCAAGAUCGUUGCAGAUGGCGGCGAGACGAGCCAUAACGUGUUUUGGACUACCCUCAGCGAAAACGGCUUCCGUGGCGCGUCGGCCAAGGAGCCCAAGGCGGUGCCUUCAUGGGUCGCGUCAGAACCGUUCGGCGUGCGCGAGGCUUUCGUCGCAGGCAUGGUCGACUCGGCCGGUCAAGUCAAGGCCAGCAAGGAUCGUGCCAUGCGCAGAAAUGUAGACAUCCUGACGGGACACGCAUCCGUCUGUGACGGCCUUGUUCGGGUGGCUCGCUCACUUGGCAUACGAGUCUCGGCCUCGAUGCAGGCAGUCAACGCAUACGCUGUCUUUUUGUCUGGUGGUGAGGUAAUCCAGUCAAUGCUUAGCCUUUGCGCAGUCGAAUGCAAUCGCGCAGCACGGCCCGAAGGCCCAGUCAAGCGCCCCGGACAAUCCUUCAACUUUACUGUCACGAAGACUGAUCAAGCUCCAUACUAUGGCAUAACGCUUGCUGACGAUACGGAUCAUAAAUUCCUUCUGGGCAAUCUCGCUCUCGUGCACAACUGUGGCGAGCGCGGCAAUGAGAUGGCCGAAGUCUUGAUGGAAUUUCCAGAACUGACCAUUGAGCGUGAGGGCAAGGAGCAUCCUAUCAUGUCUCGCUCCACCAUCAUUGCGAACACAUCGAACAUGCCGGUAGCAGCACGAGAAGCGUCUAUCUACACGGGCAUCACCAUCUCUGAGUAUUUCCGUGAUCAAGGCAAGAAUGUCUCGAUGAUGGCAGACUCGACGAGUCGAUGGGCAGAAGCUCUGCGAGAGAUUUCGGGUCGUUUGGCCGAGAUGCCUGCCGACUCUGGCUAUCCCGCGUAUCUCUCCGCUAAGCUAGCUUCUUUCUAUGAGCGUGCCGGGCGCGCAAAGUGCCUCGGUAGUCCAGACAGAGAUGGCACAGUUUCCAUUAUUGGCGCAGUAUCACCUCCGGGUGGUGACUUCUCGGAUCCCGUCACGUCUGCGACGCUGGGUAUCGUGCAAGUCUUCUGGGGUUUGGACAAGAAGUUGGCCCAGAGGAAGCACUUCCCUUCCGUCAAUUGGAAUGUGAGCUACAGCAAGUACAUCCGCGCACUCCAGCCAUGGUACGAACGUGAAGAGAGCGACUUCAUCAACUAUCGAUCCAAGGCGAAAGAGAUCCUGCAAAAGGAGGACGAGCUCGCAGAAAUUGUGCAGCUGGUCGGCAAGAGUGCGCUCGGAGAGAGCGAAAAGGUCACGCUCGAUGUUGCUCGGCUGCUGAAGGACGACUUCCUGCAGCAGAACGGCAUGUCAAAAUAUGAUCGGUACUGUCCAUUCUACAAAUCUACGGGCAUGCUGCGAAACUUCAUCACAUACUACGACGCAGCUCAAAAAGCUGUCGAGUCUGGCGAGAUGUCGUGGAGCAAAGUCAGAGAGGCCACGGAUCACGAAUGGCAUCAACUCACUCAAAUGAAAUUCGAGGAUCCGAAUGGUUCUGGCGCACAAGCAGAAAUGGAGAAGAAGUACAAGCAGCUCACAGACUCGAUCACAGAGAAAUUCCGCACUCUCAACGAAUAGAAGAUGGCUGUUUUCCUCUGUAUGCAUAUCCUGACAAGCCUGCGAAU
Molecule: messenger RNA, 3420 nt
Organism: Mixia osmundae IAM 14324
Lineage: Eukaryota; Fungi; Basidiomycota; Mixiomycetes; Mixiales; Mixiaceae
Exons: 14
Coding region: 131-3373 (1080 amino acids)
Biological process (GO): ATP metabolic process; protein splicing; proton transmembrane transport
Cellular component (GO): fungal-type vacuole membrane
Molecular function (GO): endonuclease activity; DNA binding; ATP binding
Source: RefSeq, a predicted model, not a curated record